Molecule: messenger RNA, 1458 nt
Organism: Pyricularia pennisetigena
Lineage: Eukaryota; Fungi; Ascomycota; Sordariomycetes; Magnaporthales; Pyriculariaceae
Exons: 3
Coding region: 1-1458 (485 amino acids)
Biological process (GO): ammonium transmembrane transport
Cellular component (GO): plasma membrane
Molecular function (GO): ammonium channel activity
Source: RefSeq, a predicted model, not a curated record
AUGUCUUCCGCUCCGGUCGAAUACAACGGCACCCUGCCGACGGGUGGUGACUCGCUGACUGAGGACCUCAACAUUUACUAUGCAAGCGGCGACUUUGCUUGGAUAAUGACCUCGUCCGCCCUGGUCCUGCUCAUGAUCCCGGGUGUCGGCUUCUUCUACUCUGGACUUGCCCGCAGAAAGUCGGCUCUGGCCUUGAUAUGGCUCUCGCUCAUGUCGAUAGGAGUGGGGAGUUUUCAGUGGUUCUUCUGGGGUUACUCGCUGGCAUUUUCGCAUACGGGAGAGAGCGGCUUUAUCGGCGACCUGGCCAACUUUGGUCUCAAGGAUGUUCUCGGCCAGCCUUCAGUCGGUAGCGACAAUCUUCCGGAUCUGCUGUUCUGUCUGUACCAGGGCAUGUUUGCCGCCAUCACUCCUGCCCUCGCCAUUGGUGCUGCAGCUGAUCGUGGCCGAAUGCUCCCGGCUAUGGUCUUUGUCUUCGUCUGGGCCACCAUCGUUUACGACCCGAUCGCAUACUGGACCUGGAAUCCGAACGGCUGGUCCUUCAAGCUCGGCGGGCUCGACUUUGCCGGAGGAACGCCCGUGCAUAUUUCUUCGGGCGCCGCGGCGCUCGCGUACUCGCUGAUGCUGGGCAAGCGCGUGGGUUACGACUCGAACGCUGGCAUGCCGUUCAGGCCACACAACGUCACCCACGUCGUGCUCGGCACCGUCAUGCUGUACGUCGGCUGGUUCGGCUUCAACGGUGGUUCGGCACUGGCCGCCAACCUCCGUGCUGUCAUGGCCCUGCUGGUUACCAACAUCUCGGCUGCCGUGGGUGGGCUGACUUGGUGCUUCCUCGACUACCGCCUCGAGAAGAAGUGGAGCACCAUCGGCUUCUGCUCGGGCGUCAUCGCGGGACUGGUGGCUAUCACGCCCGCUGCCGGCUACGUCCCCGCGUGGUCGGCCGUCAUCUUUGGCGUUGUGGGAGGCGCCGCGUGCAACUUUGCGACCAAGAUCAAGUUUCUGCUGGGGAUCGACGAGGCGCUUGACAUCUUUGCCGAGCACUGCGUCGGCGGAAUUGUUGGCAACCUUUUGACGGGUAUCUUUGCAGCCAACUACAUCGCACACCUCGACGGAGCGACCGAGAUCGCCGGUGGCUGGCUCAACCAAAACUACAUCCAGCUCGCGUAUCAGCUGGCCGACUGCGUGGCCGGCUUCUCAUACUCGUUUGUCAUGACGUGCAUCAUCCUCUUCAUCAUGAACCUCAUCCCGGGCCUAUCGCUCCGCGUGUCGGCCGAGGAGGAGAACAUGGGCUUGGACGACGCCCAGAUCGGAGAGUUUGCAUACGACUACGUGGAGCUGACCAGGCACUUUGAGGACGCGGCGGUGACGACCCCGGCCGUGGGGAGCAGCCAGGGCAGCAUCAAGGAGCCGAGACCCAAGGAGGGCCAGGAGGUCAGCAAGACCGAGACGACUGUCGUAUAA